This is a messenger RNA of Ylistrum balloti, 1451 nucleotides long. Its product is annotated as stimulator of interferon genes protein-like. Gene Ontology annotation, cellular component: endoplasmic reticulum membrane; autophagosome. The coding region runs from base 1 to 1374 and encodes 457 amino acids. The record is from RefSeq and is a predicted model, not a curated record. The transcript is spliced from 6 exons. Gene Ontology annotation, molecular function: 2',3'-cyclic GMP-AMP binding; cyclic-di-GMP binding. NCBI's taxonomy places the organism in Eukaryota, Metazoa, Mollusca, Bivalvia, Pectinida, Pectinidae. Gene Ontology annotation, biological process: autophagosome assembly; activation of innate immune response; innate immune response.
AUGGCAACAGAGAGUUAUGACAUUCCUGUCCUUAAAAAUCACUUGAUGUAUCAUGCCUUCAUUACGCACUGUGAAAAUGACCUCGGGUUUGCCAAGGACCUAUUGGAAAAGAUUGAGCAACAUCACUUCCGGUGUAUUUUUGCCAAGCGAGAUUUCGACGUAGGUGCAGCCGUGGUGGACAACAUAGCUAGCGCGAUCCACAGAUCUAGGCGGACAGUGCUGGUGAUAUCUAAAACAUCUCUUCAGAGUCAGUGGUGUAAAUACGAGAUGUUGGCGGCCAUUGACGAUACAAAUCGACAUAAUCGUAUUUCUUUCAUUCCCGUCCUUCGUGAUGACGUCAGUGAUGACGAUCUACCACAUCCCCUCCGUUUUGUCACCUAUAUCCACACUGGACGGGACUCUGAUUUCCUCCACAAACUGUUAAAGGCGCUAGCAGCCCCAGACGAAGACUGGGAGGACCACAUACCUGUCGGAAAUCUGGUCCAUGGUCUUGCCUGGAAUUAUUACUUUGGUUAUCUGAAGUUCCUGUUACCGGGUAGUCAAAUUAAUAAGUACACACUGUCCGCUGCUGAUUACAUGAACGGACAGAUCUGCAGCAAGGUUUUACUGCUGUUCCCGGCCAGUUGUCAGUGUCGACUGAGACGCCUUGACGAGGAUCCCUCCGGCCGUAUUACGUACAGAGGGGAGAUAGAGUUACUCCGCGACAGUGCCGGAGUGGUCGGCAGGGUCUACAAAAACACAGUUUACAGUGUGGUCAGCAAAGAAGGACGGGAAUUCUUCUUUGUGGGAGAGUAUGUGACGUGUAUUCGAACUAUGUAUGAGAUGGAACAGUCCGGGAUCGCUGGCAUGAAAUAUGACGACACAAGAUUGCUCUCCACGAAAUUCCUUAUUACCAUCAAGAGCAUUUUGGACCGUGACAAAAACUGUACAAAUAUGUACAGAAUUAUAUUUUACGAAGAUAUACAAGACAAUAAAACAGAGACAUUACCGGAUCAUAUUGUUAAAGCCAUACAAGAGGAAAUGGUCUCGUCAGGAAAAAACGACUUAACAUCGAAUGAUAUUGUCUCGACGAUCCACAAUUCAAGGGAAACAACUCUGACUCCCUUCUCUGAAGCUAGACCGACUUCGGAUGCUUCAAUCGAAGGUAUUUCAAAUUGUGACACCAAUGAACCAAAUACAGAAGAUUCAACGUCACAGACGACAGAACAUCUUGUUUGUGCUAAAACAUGCAAUACGGACAGGGAUGAUGUAUGUGAUGAUCAUUCAAGCCAUCUUCGGCAACAGACUAGAGAUUCUAGGAUCGGUGCGGAGAAGGAUUUACACGGACAAACACGAACUUUACAAGUUGGAAAUGAAGUGAUCAACAUUUUUUAGCCACGAGGAAUCAAAUUUUACACCAAUAUUACGUCUUUUAGACGCGUGACAAUGUAUCGUCUGAGACGAGAACAAUA